Nematostella vectensis (starlet sea anemone) is the source of this 1947-nucleotide messenger RNA. Its product is annotated as MAM domain-containing glycosylphosphatidylinositol anchor protein 1. Bases 125 to 943 code for a protein of 272 amino acids. NCBI's taxonomy places the organism in Eukaryota, Metazoa, Cnidaria, Anthozoa, Actiniaria, Edwardsiidae. The transcript is spliced from 5 exons. The record is from RefSeq and is a predicted model, not a curated record. Gene Ontology annotation, cellular component: membrane.
UCAUAGUUCACGAACUCGUCUUGAAAUCGAAUCACCACAAUGUGUUUUUCUCUGGGAUUCUCAACCAAAACUACUUGACUACUUGUGUUGCAUAAACGAGCGUAACAAACUUGGAUCCUUCACUAUGCAAAUGCCUUGCCGAAUGUCCGCGAUCAUUAUUGCCAUUAAUAUGGCCAUAAUGUUGCCUAUUGUACUAUUGGGCGCGGACAAACUGAGCAAUUCACAAUACGGAAUAGCUUUUGUUGAGCACGUGUACCGAAGUCUGACAGACCUCGACCUGCUUGAGUGCGCAAUACGUUGUAGACGAGAAGAAUGCUGUCGAAGCUUGAAUUUCAACCACGAGAGCAUGCUAUGUGAGCUGAAUUACCUCACCAAGGCCAUUCUUCCCAACCGAGAGAAACUAAGAAAAGCAUCACUCUAUCUGGACCUGCUUAAAAGCCCUAAAGUUGAAGAUUUUUGCACUUUUGACUCUUCUAUCGACGACUGUGGGUAUAGUCAUGACCGCACAGGUGAUUUCGCCUGGGGUAUACUGAGAGGAAAGACGUCAACAAAAAGCACCGGCCCAGAUGCGGACCACACAUCCACGAAAGGAUUAUACAUUUAUAUAGAGGCAUCAACACCGCGUGUCAUAGGCGAUCGUGCCAUCCUCCGUAGCAAGAUGUACCCAGCCUCCCCACGUCCAAGAUGUGUCCGGUUCUUCUGGCACAUGUACGGGUUCGCCAUGGGGAGUGUUCAGAUCACCUACAAGCCCAGGAACUCCACAGAGGAAACAGUUAUCUGGGAACGAUCUGGAAACCACCGGAAUGCCUGGUUUCCUGGGAAAGCUGAGGUACCACCGCUACCAACAGACUAUCAGGUUUCGUUUAUCGCCAUACGUGGGAAUAACGCGGCUGGCGACUCAGCGAUCGACGAUGUAUUUAUCACGGAUGGAAAUUGUUGCUAAAACGAACAAUGUCCUUAGAGCAGAAUGAUAUAACUAGAAAGACUACAGACAAGCUGUAGAAAAACUAGAUGGUCUGUGUAGGUGUGGUAUAGACAAGGUAUAAAUCAACACAAGGUUGAAAAAGUAUGUUGAACACCUCUGUAAAGUUGUUGCUCGGACCUUUCAAGCGUAAGCCGCCUUCGUUGGAGCAAAAAAAGGCGUUCAACAUUUUUCAACCUUGAUUUAUCAGACGUUCGUUUCACUUAUUCUAGAGGAGUGAACUGCUCUUGAACUGCUCUUGUUACCGUCAUGAGUGAACCGGCUAAAUAUGAACAGAAGGGCUUAAUAUGCAUACAAGGCGCUCACCCGCCUUCCGUCUUUGUCGCACUGGUUCAUACACAAAAUUAUUUUGCAGCGGCGUAGCCAGGAUUCUUAACAGGAGGGGGCCGAAAAGGCAUUUUCAAGGCAUUUUUUCUCCUGUAUCUUAGAUGUCUCAUACAUUUACUUUAUUUAUUGGCUGCUAGAAGUGGAGGGGGGCCUGGGCCACCCCCUGGCUACGCCCCUGUUCCCGUUCCUGUUUAUCUGCUUCUGCAAUGGUGUGAACAGGUUCCGGAGUAUCAAGGGUGUCACAGUUUUCAUUAGAAUAAUAAGUAUUAGUGUAUAAUAUAUAGAUUUAGGCACUGCUUAAAAGCGGAGCCAGCGUACAAUCUAUUUAAGCCGUAUUAUAAUAAUCAAUCAAUCUUUUAUUGAAUAUUUUAAAUGUAAAUACAAUAAGGGAAAAGCAGAAGCCAGAGGCUUAUCAAGCUUAAUACAUAUAUGUACAAUUGCAUAUUGUAUAUAUGCAAUGUGUGAGUGAAGCCGUUCCGAAGAGUUCGUGAUGCACAGGUGAAGAGUGGGAUAUGUAUGUAGGUAUAUUUUUUGUUGUUGUUUAACCAGGAAAAACUUGUUUGGAUGUAUUUGGAGGUAUCAUCGAUUACGGAACAUUGAAGAAUUGAAAACGAAUUAUAGUUUUUUUUACAGCAAAA